AUGACACAUUUUAAGGCUUUAUAUGGUUACUCUCCAUCCCACUUAGCAUUUCCAAAUGAAGUAUUUACAUCAGUAGCAGCUGUGGAAGACUAUCUACAACAAAGAGAUGGUAUGCUAGAACUCUUAAAAGACUCGCUUCACAAAGCCCAAGAAAGGAUGAAAAAUUUUGCAUACAAGAAGCGCACCGAUAAAACAUUUGAGGUUGGUGACAUGGUCUUUAUAAAACUGCAACCAUAUAGACAAUCGUCUAUCACACUGCGCAGGAAUUUCAAGCUUUUUGCAUGCUAUUAUAGGCCCUUUCCUGUCAUUGCUAAGGUAGGUUCUGUGGCAUAUAAACUCCAGUUGCCAUCUACUUCACAGAUUCAUCUAGUUUUCCAUGUCUCUCAACUGAAAAAACGCAUUGGUGAAGCUUCCAUUACUGCUCCAACGCUUCCCAUUACAGACAACAAUGGUGAGAUCAUUCUUAUGCCAGUUGCUAUGCUGGGUACUCGAGAAAUUACUCAUGGCCGUUCUUCUGUCCCUCAGAUGAUCAUAAAAUGGUCACACAUCACUGCAGAGGAUGCUACAUGA
This is a messenger RNA of Papaver somniferum (opium poppy), 570 nucleotides long. RefSeq lists its product as uncharacterized. NCBI's taxonomy places the organism in Eukaryota, Viridiplantae, Streptophyta, Magnoliopsida, Ranunculales, Papaveraceae. The coding region runs from base 1 to 570 and encodes 189 amino acids. The record is from RefSeq and is a predicted model, not a curated record. The transcript has a single exon.